Rodentolepis nana is the source of this 954-nucleotide messenger RNA. NCBI's taxonomy places the organism in Eukaryota, Metazoa, Platyhelminthes, Cestoda, Cyclophyllidea, Hymenolepididae. The record is from the annotation of a GenBank genome assembly.
AUGGGUGAUUUCAAACACACUGGUUUUCGUUUGAGAUCCUCUUCAAGUGAUAUUGAAAACUCGAAUUAUAUUCCAUCACCUGAAAAGCCAAGAGGUGCCGAAGCAUGCGAGAGUUAUGCUCCUGGAAGCCCCCAAAUGCAAUUACUAUUCGAUCAAUUCGCCUGUAUUAAAAACUCAACGAUUUGUAAUGAUAAAGACACUGAAAAUAUUGAAUCGCUUUCAGCUUUCCUUCCUUCUAGUUAUCUAAGUCCUAUACAACAUAAGUCACCUUCUACAUUUGUGGAGUCAAUGUGCUCUGAGUCUAUAACUGAUAAUUCUGCUAGUUUUUGCAGAUCGAGUAAUCCAAAUAUAAUUUUUGAACAAAAUAUUUCUGAUCUUUCCUACUCACCCGUUAAACCUGAGUUGACAACUUCACCUCUUAAAAUGUCCACCCUCCCUGAGGUUACCGAACCUCUUUCAAGCACUUUCAAGGAAUUAUCGAUCGAAACUAAUGUUCUGGAAGACAAUAAAGUGUCUACCGACGUCAAAGUUAGCAGAAUUAAUGAAACAAUUGACCCCACGUUAAUAACACCUAAAAAAGUUUCUCUUGAUCACACUUUUGAUUUGUCGAGACGAACCUCACGCUUGCUUCUUGCUCCCUAUAUUGCCUGUGAGUACGAGAGUAGUGAUGAAGAUAAUCUUGAAUGCCCACCAGUAAAACCCCCGGCUCCAAUAAUGUGUAUGUGGCAAACCGAGGAACAGGAAGUAGCUUAUGAGAAUACUGCCUUGAAUAUAUCGAUGGGAUCGGUGGGAUCUAAUAAGCAAUGGGAUACUGUCGACAAAUCUACUCAAACCACUGCCGAGUUUGAUGUUCCUGCGUUAUACUACAGUCCCAGAGGUGAUCCCAGUGCUACUCAACUCAAAGAAUGGAUGAAUAAGAUAUUUGACAACAAAUUGCCAGAUUUCGAUUCUUAA